CAAAAAGUACCGGAAGUGCUGUAGCAAGUGCUAGACAUUACAAUGACUUCGAUUAAAUCGCUUACAUUACAACUUCAGCAACAAUUCUUGGCUGACCGGUCCAAUGUUUCUAUCCCUCUUUUCAGUGAAUGUUUAGAAAAAUGCGCAACUCAAGUGAUCAGCGAUCCAGACGUUCGUUCCGAGCUAGGCUUAUAUACCCCAUUCUGGCAACAGAUUUCCCAAUGCAUAGACAAUCUUAGAGACGAGCUAGCUCAGGACCAGGACGACGAAGCCAUCAGAGUCCUCUUGGUGGAUAACCUUCGUCUAGCGCGGAAUAUUGUCGCGAACGAUGCAAAUAAUCAAGCUACUGCCGUAGCUAGUGGCAUUUCUAGUCAUAUAGAAAAUAUGUUGGCGUGGUGCUUAUUGGAAAACAUACCAGAGAAUCGGCCAGUCACCCGGAUGGGAGUGCAAGCACUAUGCAAUAUGGUGACAGGCAAUCCAAAGCAACAAAGCAUAUUAUGGACGGUUUGGAUGAAUGACAGUGGAUAUUCCGCCUUGUUCACAAAGAUGCUUUUGACAAGCGAUGACAUAACUCUUAUGAGCACUCUCGUUUUAAUUUUUAAUUGCAUAAGGAACGAUAGUGGGCGAUGCCGUAUGUUGAUAGAAUCCCAAACAGGAAAAGUGAUUCUCAACUGUCUUUUAAAGAAUGCAGAACUCGUGCUUGACGAUCAAAACACCCAAAACUUUGAAUUAAUAUUUGCUAUAUUUGAGCAACUGGUUGAGAACGGGUUGUUCUCAAAAGCAUUCAAGAGGUUUGAGUCAAAUGGCGGAGCGGCACUGACCAGUAACCAGACCAUUUUACUCAAGUUAUACGAUUCAGCCCUACAUCGGCAUCAGUCUCGCAUAAGCCUCAAUGAGUCAGAUGAAAAACUGCUGAUCAUCACUCUGCGAGAUACAUGUGCCCUAGCGGUGGAAGCUUUGCGUAAGUUACCCAACGUCUCAACGUCAGCUCUGGGAUCAGGUGACACUGGUGUGGAGAAGAAUGUGACCGAGCCAGAUGCAUCGAGUGACGAUCAAGACAACGUGCGAAUGACGGUUGAGGAUACAGCCAACGCAUAUACCGGCGUCAUUUUACUACUGCAGAUGCUUGGUACUGCCAUUGUGGAUUCCAGGUGUAGUAAAGAACUCAAAAAUGUAUUGAUCAGCAGUGGUUGUCUCAAGGCCAGUUUGGCCGAACGUAAGAUCCCACGCAUCACGAAGUCGAUGGGAGAUAUUGUUAGUGAUACGGAUACAAGCAAAGGCAGCAUGGGAUUCAUGUACAUCAAGAGAGAUAUUGUAAGACUAAUUGGUGCGCUGACUUACCAUGAUCGGCGACUGCAAGAUGAGGUCCGAGAGCUUGGAGGUAUUGGUCUUGUUCUUAGUCAGUGCAAUAUCGAUGAUGCCAAUCCAUACGUAAAAGAACAUGCUGUUCUCGCCAUGCGUAACCUCCUGGAAAACAACCUAGAAAACCAAGCUAUUGUCGAGCAGUUGAGCCCGCAAGAAACUGUACCACAUCCAGUUUUAGAGGAGAUUGGACUGAAAACAGAACUUCGUGAUGGCCAAGUGAAUAUCAAGCGAUGAAGUGUGGAAAAAAGUGCGCCAGGACAAAAUUUUGGGGGAAAAUUGAGGUACCGAGGCCGUGACCUUAUGGUCAUAGAUUUUCGUCAACCCCCCCAAAUCUGACUAUAGAAUAAAAAAAUACCUUUACCCCAGCAAAUCUUCACUUUUCUCUCUUUUCGUUAUUUAUGUCAGCUCCUCAACAGUUUACCGUUAACGUCCCAGGAGCAGUCCAGAAGGACGGAGAAACCCUCCCAAGAAGACAUUUCAAAUUCGCUGAUGCCUUGGUCUCUCAUCCAGACGAUGUGACCAC
Messenger RNA from Umbelopsis ramanniana AG, 1888 nucleotides. RefSeq lists its product as uncharacterized. The record is from RefSeq and is a predicted model, not a curated record. NCBI's taxonomy places the organism in Eukaryota, Fungi, Mucoromycota, Umbelopsidomycetes, Umbelopsidales, Umbelopsidaceae. Gene Ontology annotation, cellular component: cytosol. The coding region runs from base 43 to 1599 and encodes 518 amino acids. The transcript has 10 exons.